AACAGUUGUAGCUGGAGUAGAGGCUGCUCCUGCCGAUUCAGCGACUCAUUAUCUCUCCAUCUUUAUAGGAAAUGCUACGGAGGAGCUGUGGCAUUGCAGUUCCUUUUGCAAGCUUGUCAACAUCGCCCAACAAGAAGUAGUUGUAUUUCUCGGCUCCUUCAUCUUGGCAUACGCAUACUUGGUAGUUUCCUACAAAAACGAACCCACGAUGAGAAAUCGCGGAAAAAUUCAGAAAGAGCGGCGCAGUUCUCCUCUGCUCUCUUUCAACAUCCUCCCGAGCCUCCGCAUCAUACACCUGCAUCUCGUGCACCAGCUUCUGUUCGUCGGAGAUUCGAUUGCGAAAAUCGCCGCAGCCGGAAGUAGCACUGCAGUGGUAGAGGAACCGACGUUGCUGGAACAACUACAACGAGCGGACGCUGGUGUUGGAAGAACUGCGGGUAGUGCAAGGAGUUCUACUCCGGAAACCGACCGCGACGCGCUUCAAGACGCUUUGAUCAAUCAGGAAUUGUACGAACUCGUAAAGAGUCAGUUGCAGAAGCAGCCGGGGCCGGGGGCGACGAGAAAUUACAACGGGGAUGAAACGAGCACAGCCACGACAGCUGCAGCUUCCCCGUCGUGGUCCACCAGACAGCGCAAAAACAGUGUUGAAGCGAGGACUAGCGACAGGAGCCCGUACAGUGUGCCCCUGCCACCAUGGGCGGUCGAGGAAGUCAGUUCCAGCCUCGAGCCGGGAGUUGUACUUGGCGGGAGUAGGACUGGGGCAGCUGACGAAGGUCAAAUUAUUGGGUACAACGUCAAUUUCGCAACCUACCCCGAUGAAGAUGCCCCUGGCUCGGGAGAGCAGAAAAGUAUCAAGAUGGUGCGAAGCGAAGGAACGAAAAAUUAUGGAAUGAAUCCCGCGGCAGCUGCAUCUACUGGCCUCCGUACUACAAAGGCUGCUGCUGAUGUCCAACCAGCAGCUGUUGUGUCGCAGCUGGUAACUGCCUCCUCUGUCACCAACAUCAACGCUCGCAGACUGGAGGACACUCUGGACAACAAGUACUUUGCAACGACCAUCGACGCCGCUGGCGAAGAGUCUUCCUCUUCUCUGGCGCGCGCGCGGACGAAGAAAUUGACGGCCAAAACCACCCUAUGCACUGGUGCAAAAGUUCUUGAUGUAUCGUGCCAGUAGUAAAACUGCAUGACAAAUCAGCAGCUCAGCAUGAUGACAAAAAAUGGAAGUUGUCAUGCUGAUUUAGUCAUUGGAAAGCGGAUUUGUCAUGCCUGGCUGCGAAGAUGCGUACUCAACACGAGUGCAGCGAUAUUACUUUUGCACAGGAUACGUUGGAUCUGCUUCCUCCUCCCGUCGCGGCCUCCGGGCUGAGUACAUGACCCCCAGUCAGGCGGCCAGGUACGGAUACUCCUUGCUGCAACUGCAUGACAAAUCCGAGCCGGCGGAGAUUAUUGAUUCCUCCCAGUCCUCCCAGCACGACGACCUGCAUGGUACUUUAGACGUCGAAGGCGGUUUACCUACUGGAUCAUCAAGCCUCCAUCUCCACCAGCAGUCGCCGCUGUUCGAGUCCUCCUCCUGGCUCGAUCUGGACAUGGGGUCCAGCAGCGCGGCACAAACCGAGCGGGACCUGAUCAACGCGGAAAGGACCGACGUGGCGACCACCACGGUGGAAAACGCAACGUUUUCCAGAAAACACAUUCUCUGGAUCGCGUCCGCGAGUAUUCUCACCUUGAUUCUCGGCCUAGGGUUUCUCUACUACCGCGAAUUUUUGGAAACGAAGGAAGAGAAGAAGCGGCAGACCUCGAAAGACGACAAUCUGCAGCAGUCCAGCAGCUACACCACGGACCUGCACCGCAUGGGGGUGGAAGAAGCCGCGAAGUUUCUGCACACAACCUUGGAGAAAAAAGAGGACGUCACGAAUGCGCAGGCGACUAUCGGGCUGACCAAAGACGAGGUGGACUUUCGCCGGAAGUUCUACGGGUUCAACCGAAUUUCGCCCCCCGUGAAGGAAAACAAGUGGGUUUCGCUGCUGAAAAUCACGUUUCUCUCCGGCUUCAACAUUCUUUUGUGGAGUUGCGUUGUCGCCGAAGUGGUGCUUGCCAGUCUCCUGGCGGAAGAGACGAGUCUGCAGCGCGAGACGGGUCGGGAAGACUACGUCACGCCGGUGAUUUUGUCGGUCGUGAUCCUGAUGGCCAGUCUGCUGCAGUGGUGGGCGGAGCAGAAGGCAGAGUCCAUGAUGGACGCACUGCAAGCGAUGCAGGGGGGUAAUGAGUUGGUCCGCGUGGUCAGAAGGAAAAGGUACUUACAGUUGGAUUGAUGUUGAAAAUGUGUACAUUCACAUUGUGGCACCAAGAUGGCUUCACGCACGAAAAAUCCGUUCUCGCUUGCUCAAACUAACUGCGUCACAGAUUACAACCGUGAUAUAAAGAAAAAUACAAUUAUUAUACUCAACUACAAAUGAUCAUGUCAACUUUACAAAUCCAAACCAGUUCCCAGUCCGCUUCUGGUCUUCUCGGUAACGAUCAAGACGGCGACCUGGACACGUCCAACUCCGCCUACCAGCGCGAAGACCUGCAACUGCCCCCCUCCGAGCUGGUGCCCGGCGACAUUUGCUUCCUGGAACCCGGGGCGCGCAUCCCGGCGGAUUGUCGCGUGGUCUACUGUACGGAGGGGACGGAAGUGGACCAGGCGGCGCUGAUAUGCAUUGCAAAUAUGUCUGGGUCUGUAAGAAUGAAGCCUGUCAUGCGAAAGCUGGAUCACGAGAAAGUCUGUGUUGCCUGAACGCCAACAGUUACCCAAUUCUCGCUAGGUAAAACGGGAAUUUCUCAUGCGGACAAGGCAUGAGGAAGGUCUCAAAAAAUCUGUGAUGCUUCUGUCUGCAUUACAGACCAUGAGUGUGGUCCGCGAGAUGCAUGACAAAUCUUGCAACUUUCCAGACCCAGAUACUUUUGCAUUUGAUAGCUGACCGGGGAGAGUUUGCCGGAGCAGAGGACGGUGGAGAAAAUCGAAGACCCCAACCGGGAAAUCGAACCCAUAUCCUGCGCAAAAGUAUCGCACUCGUAUUGCAAUCAUGCAUUACAAAUUUUUUUCUCAAGGUAAAUCCGCAUUACAAAUUUUAUUUCCCAUGCUGAGUGAAUUUGUCAUGCAUUUAUACGAGUGCGAUGCUUUUGCAGUUCAUAACCCAUGCAGAGCAGCAAUUUGGUCUUUUACGGCACGUUGCUCUUAAAGGGGAAUUGCACGGUGUUGGUCUACGCGACCGGGGACAAUACCCUGCUGGGGAAAAUCGCUUCGGGCGUGAAGAAGAAGCGGCCGAAGUCCAGUUUGGAAAUUGCGCUGGAGCAUUUUGUAUCAACUGUAAAAAUGUCUGGGUCUGGAAGAAUCCGAAAUUUGUUAUGCUGUUUUUGCAUGACACAGAAUGUCGCUCAUGGAAGCCCUAGCAUCACAGAUUUUAGAAGCCUUCCUGGUGCCUAUUCCGCAUGACAAAUGCCCUACACGCGUAGGACACACCCAACCGGACUCCUCUUGCUGGUCAUGCAAUACAGACUUUACUAGAGUCCAAAGUUAGCAUCACAAGUUCCAAUGUUCCAGACCCAGACAUUUUUGCAAUCCAUAUUUCGUCCACUUAAUCGCGGUUAUCGCCAUCUCCGUCGGGCUGCUCACCGCGAUUGCCGAGUUUCAUAUCAUUUGUAAAAACGUCCCCACCCCAGAGUCAAGAUGGGGAUUUUGCAACACAAACCUGAAAGUUUUGGGAGCCACGCAUGACAAGUUGCAGGCUGUGAUAUAAUGCAGCUUAGCAAGAGAAGCCGCAUAAGAAAUCCAGCUCCUUAUCCUGUUCACAGCAUUACAAGUUCCAAAACACGAUGGGAAAUGCCUCUCAUGGGGAUGCGCAUUACAAAUGCUCUUGUGCUUGCAGAUCUGCAUGACAACUCUGGGAUGGGGAUGUUUUUGCACAGGAUAUUUCAAGUAGGAAAAUCACCCCGGCAGAUCCUGGAAACCAGUUCCGCGGCGAUGUUUGGGCAGAUUCCGGAGGGGUUGUAUCCUGUGCAAAAGUAUCGUACUCGUAGUAAUUGCAAUCAUGCAUGACAAAUUGCCCAUCUUAGGCAAAUCAGCAUUACAAAUUGCAGUUUUCUCUUUGAAAAAAUUUGUAAUGCAAUUUAUAGUAUAAAUUGCAUUACAAAUUUUUUAUAUACUAGUACGAUGCUUUUGCAAUUCAUAGGUUGCUCCCGACGGCAACAAUCUCGCUGAUGAUUGCCAGCUCCAAGAUGUCCGUGAAGAACGUGUUGGUGCGCAAAUUGGACGCGGUGGAAACGUUAGGGUGUGUCGAAGUGAUCUGCAGUGACAAAACGGGCACGUUGACGACCGGGGAAAUGACGGUCACCGACGUGGUAGUGGUGAAUGAUUUAUCAGGAGCUGGUGCUGGUGGGGAAACCAAGAACACAUCCAACAGUAAAGCGACGGCGAGAGUGAAGCUCGACCCGCUGAGCGGGAAAAUCUACCCCGCAGCGGCAAGUAGACCCUCUUCUGGCACCGGCGGUGCAGUUCCAGCUGACGCGGCGGGAACUACUACCAGCAACACUAGUACACUUAAAAAUUCGCAGCAGGACCUUUUCGCCGCGGGGAUGCUGAAUACGACGGUUUUGGUUUCAAGAACGGGUAAGAACACGACCAAUUCGUCUUCCUCGUCUUCUUCCGGGCCCGUCCCACCAAUCGCGUCAACAUCAUCUUCAAACGGGUCAUCAAGAACUACUACAGCCAUCACGAAAGAAGUAUGGCGUUCUCAACUGUGACAUUCUCAACUGUGCCACGGAUUUGUCAUGGAAAAUUGCCAUCGGCCUCCACUUGAUCAAGGUGCUUCGCAUGACAAAUUUUCGAAGGGCUAAACAGCAUGACAAUCUGUGGUAAAUUUGUGAUGCGAAAGCUGCAAUAUUGCCACUUUCACUGUUGCUGUUCUUGCAUUGCAAAUCCAUGUAACAGUUGAGAGUGUAACGAUUGAGAGCGCCAUAGGAAGAGAUCAGCGGUUCUCCGACCGAAAAGGCGAUUUACUUUGCGUCUGCGUGCAACGUUAAUCUUAACACCACGACCUCCUCCGAUUCGUUUCAACAUGCAGACUGGACAAAGAUUUUCGAAAUCCCGUUUAACAGUGCGAACAAGUACAUGGUGACGAUCCACACGAACACGACCAAACCAGAAGCCAAAUUGAUCGUCAAGGGCGCCCCGGACCGGGUUUUUCAGCACUUGUCCGCGAGCAACCGGAAACAGAACCCGCAUAUGCACUGCAAAUAUGUCUGGGUCUGGAAAGAAUGCGCGAUUUGUCAUGCUCGGCUAGCAUGACCCUCAAGUUUGUCAUGCACAUCACCCAAAAGCCUCGCUUUUCUGUCUUCAUGCAAAAACGCAGUUUCUGAUGCAGAAUAGACAAUACCUAGCACCUCAGAAACUUCUCAUGCUGGAGCCCCAAUUGUGGCGUCCUCAAGAUUCGCCAACCAGCAUCACAGGUUUCCAGACCCAGACAUAUUUGCAUUCGAUACCGCAACAGCAGCUGCAAAUCGAGUCGGAGUGGCGAGCGCUGAUGUCGGAGGGGAAGCGGGUGAUCGCGGUGGGGAUGAAAAAAUUUUCGUUCGCGGACACGAAGUAUGGAUUGCAAAAAUGUCUGGGUCUGGAAGAUUGCAGCUUGUCAUGGUAAAUCUGAAGCAUGCAAAAAUCUGUGUUGCGUGAGUGCCAAAAGCCGUCCACUUUUGACCAAGUUGAAAGGGAAUUUCUCAUGCAGGACAGGCAUGGCGGAGACCUCGCAGAGUCUGUCAUGCUAAGUCCCGCAUUCCAGACCUCACGGGUCAUGGAAAAUCUGCAUGACAAGUCUUCACUUUUCCAGACCCAGACAUUUUUGCACUUGACACGAAGGAAAUGCAGUUGAAUUUCGUGACAAAAUACGAGAAACUGCUGGCCAAGGCGGAGCGAUUGGAGGACAUGCGGUCGCUGUUGGUCGACGAUUUUGUGCUGUCCGGGUUGUAUGGGAUCGAGGACCCGCCGAAGCCAGGGGUGAAAAACGCGGUGCGCCGCGCGCAGUAUGCGAGUGUGAAGGUGGUGAUGGUCACGGGAGACCACAUGGACACGGCCCGGGCGAUUGCGAGGAAAUUGGGCAUCCUGCAGGCCCUUCCGGCCACCACGGCAACGUCGCAGAUUCAGCAGGAUUUCGAGGUGAUAGAGGGAAAGCUCGUGGAGCAAUACGCACCGACCUACGACGAGUUUGGGGAGCACGAUCCGCAGGCCGUGAAGGAAUUCUGGGUCAACGCGUGUCAGUACUGCUGCGUUUUCGCCCGGGUGUCGCCCCUCCACAAGCAGAUCAUCGUGCAAGCGUACCAAACUUUCGCCCACUCUAUCGUCGCGAUGACGGGCGACGGGGUGAACGACGCGCCGGCGCUGAAGCAGGCGGAGGUGGGGAUUGCCAUGGGCAUCCGGGGGACGGAGGUGGCGAAGGACGCGGCGGGCAUUAUUCUGUUGGACGACAAUUUUUCCUCCAUCGUCGACGGGGUCGAGCAGGGCCGGUUAUCGUCCGACAACUUGCGCAAGUCCAUCAUGUACACGCUGUGCUCCAAACUCCCGCAGUCGUUACCGAUUUUCCUCGGGAUUUUCAGUUUACCGCAGACCCUCACGAUCACGCAAAUUUUGACCAUCGACAUCGGGACGGACAUUUGGACCUCCAUCGCCUACGCAACGCAGCCGGCGGAGUCGAAUCUGAUGAACCGGAAGCCGCGACACCCGAGACGGGUAUGAAAGUGCACAACCCGAACCCCCCCUCCCCCUCAUUUGUAUUGCAUGAACAGCAAUUGUUUGCAAUACAAACACCAGCACACGUGGAGCCUAUGCAUGGCAAAUUUCAGUGCCCAGCGCAGUAGUACUGUUUGGGCCUGCGGAAUUUGUCAUGCAUGAUAGUGACGCAAGGGAGCAACUGGAAUUGUGGAUUUUGCAUGAGAAAUGAGAACGAGGGGGAGUUGUGCACUGUUAUAACGGGAGCCGUUGGUGGAUAACGAUUUGUUGGCCUACUCCUACGCGUACAUCGGGGCGCUGCAGUCGUUUAUCCUGUGCAAAAGUAUUGUACUCGUAGUAAUUGCAGUCAUGGAUUACAAAUCUUUCUAUCAAAGUAAAACCGCAUUACAAAUUCCAUUUCUAAUGCUGAGCAAAUUUGUAAUGCGAUAUCUACUAGUACGAUGCUUUUGCAGUUCAUAUCGUUAGGGUGUUUCUUGAUGAUCACGGUGUUUUUCCCGGAGAGCCAGGAUUUGUUCCUGAGCGGAAAAAGCUACAAGGAAUACACGGACGAUGAGUUUCGGGUAUAGAUAAAAGUGUUGGUGUCAUCAGUGUUGGAGCCAAACUCUUACUCUGUGUGUGUGUGUGCUCGACGGAUUUCAGUUUCAUGAUGUUGAAACGCGCAACAUUGAAAACAGAACAUGAGCAGCCUAUGCUAGUCGUGCACUGCUCGAAAUAAAUCUCAAUACCCCUGCUCAACAUCAGAUCUACGGCGAAAUGACCACCUGCUACUAUUGGUCCCUCCUGGUCGGCCAACUCGCCGCGGCGUAUGCCUCUACCACCUACCGUCAGUCGCUGUUUGAGUACGGGAUCCCGAAUAUCCUGUGUAAAAACAUCCCCACCCCAUAGUUGUCAUGCACCUGUGCAAUGACAGGAACACUUGUAAUGCGCAUCUCCAUGAGAGGCAUUUCCAGUUGUGUUUUGGCAUUUGUAAUGCUGUACACAGGAUGAGAAAACGGCUUUCUCAUGCGGCUUUCCUUGCUAGCCAGGACUACACUGCAGAUGGAAACUUGUCAUGCAGAACUCCCAAAACGUGAAGAUUUGUGUUGCAGAUUUCCCAUCUUGACUAUGGUGUGGGGACGUUUUUACAUGGGAUACCGAAUUUCUGGCUCAACUUCUUCAUCGUGUUCGAGAUUCUCAUAUCCUGUGCAAAAGUAUCGUACUCGUACUAAUUGCAUUUAUGCAUUACAAAUCUCUUUCUCAAGGCAAAUCAGCAUUACAAAUUCAAUUUGUAAUGCUGGGCCAGUUUGUAAUGCAAUUUAUACUAGUUCUAGUACGAUGCAAUGCUUUUGCAAUUCAUAUCUCACCGGGCUGGCCGUGGUCUACUGGUCCCCGCUUCAGAAAUUGCUCGGCACCUGGAAACUGGGACUGCCGCAGUUGCUGUUGCCCUUUGUGAUCGUGUUUCUGCCGAUUUUGGCCAUCGAAGAGAUGCGGAAGUCGCAUUUGCGCGGGUUGUACUCCGGUGCUGGGGGUGUACUGUUCGGCGGGAAUGGCGAGGAAAAUGAAAAGAAGAGUGGGGACCAGGUAAUGCCGAAUGGCUCGACUGUUGCAACGGGGGACGGGGCAAUGAUGGUUGCCUCGGGUAGCAGCGGCCCAGGUGGAGGCCCUGUCACGGCGGAAACGAGAAGCAGUCGAGCAGAUGGGUAUGUGCCGUUGCUGCCCGCGGGAGGGGGUGUAGGGCCGGAAAGCGGCGGAGGAGGGUCGAUCAACGUGUAA
Amoebophrya sp. A120 is the source of this 8506-nucleotide messenger RNA. The record is from the annotation of a GenBank genome assembly. Lineage: Eukaryota; Dinophyceae; Syndiniales; Amoebophryaceae.